Molecule: messenger RNA, 4314 nt
Organism: Hirsutella rhossiliensis
Lineage: Eukaryota; Fungi; Ascomycota; Sordariomycetes; Hypocreales; Ophiocordycipitaceae
Product: WD repeat-containing protein
Exons: 1
Coding region: 1-4314 (1437 amino acids)
Biological process (GO): positive regulation of TOR signaling
Molecular function (GO): protein binding
Source: RefSeq, a predicted model, not a curated record
AUGUAUAACCGCGACUCCAAGAUCAUGCGCAAGCUCCUCGGCAAGACGGCCGCCGAUGCCUCGACCGGCGACCUCGCCGCCGUCGCCGCCGCCGCCUCGACCACGCCCGUCCCCGGCGCCUCCGCUGGCCCCGGCUCCGCCUACCGCCCCUCCAAGUCGCAAAACGCCGUCUACCCGGCCGGCGUGCCCAUCUCGUGCUUCGACGUGGCCCCCGACAGACGCGCCGCCGUCCUGGCCGGCCCGCACAUCCUCAAGACGGUCGUCCUCGACGCAAAGGGCUCCGCCGCCCGCUUCGGCCUCGGCGACGGCAUCGACGUCCGCGCCGCCAUCGCCUCGCGCCAGUCGGCCGGCCUGCGUGCCAGCGUCGUCGCCGACCAGCUCAACAUCCGCGACGUCAAGUGGCACGGCCACUCGACCAUCUUCACCGCCUGCGCCAGCGGCAACAUCUUUGCCUACGACCUGGCCCGCCUCGGCGCCGGCGCCGCGGAGCCCCUCGAGUGCGUCCAGAUGCACGAGGACUCGCGCCAGGUCAACUCGCUCGACGUCAACCCCCAUCUCAAGAGCUGGCUGCUGUCGGGCAGCCAGGACGGCACCGCCCGCGUCUUCGACACCUCGACCCCCCUGCAGAGCCGCGCCGGCCUGCUCACCUUCCGCCAGCGCUUCGCCCCGCUGCGCUGCAUCGACGCCGUCCGCCAGGUCGCCUGGUCUCCCGGCGCCGGCCACGAGAUGGCCUGCUGCACCGAGGCCGGCGUCGUCCUCAAGUGGGACGUCCGCCAUCCCGCCCGCCCGCUCCUCCGCAUAAACGCCCACGAAAAGGCCUGCUCCGCCAUCGCCUGGCACCCAGACGGCAUCCACCUCAUGAGCGCCGGCUGGGACACCAAGCUGCACACCUGGGACCUCGGCAAGACGGCCGACAAGAGGCAGAAGCCAAAGUGGACCAUCUCCACCCCGGCCCCCGUCUCCGCCAUCGCCUGGCGUCCGGGCCUCUGGUCCGCCACCACCCAGACCCGCCGCGUCGCCCAGGUCGCCGUCGCCUACGACGAGACGACCAACCGCCGCUACGGCACCUCGGCCGUCCACGUCUGGGACCUGGCCCGCCCCACCAUGCCCUACAAGGAGAUUGAGCGCUUCGACAGCUCCCCGACGGCCCUCCUGUGGCAGGACCAGGACCUGCUGUGGACCGUCGGCCAGGACGGCCUCUUCAACCAGUGCGACGUCGCCUUUGCCCCCAAGGCCCUCGACCGCCAGUCCACCUCGGCCAUGGCCUUUUCUCCCCGCGGCGAGGCUCUCGUGUUCCUCGACGAGCGCCCCCAGUCCCACCGCCCACGGCCCUCGGUCACCCAUGAGCCCCAGGUCAGCCAUCGCCACACCUACGGCUCCAGCCCCGGCGCCCCCAUGCUGAGCGUCAGCCGCAGCGACUCGGAGGAGGAGGUUAUGAGCACCUUUCUCGGGCCCCGCCGUCGCGUCGUCGGCAACCGGCGGCCCGGCGGCCGCUCCGGCGCGCCCCUGAGCACGACGCCGCCGUCUGGGCCGGCCUUCCCAGAUGACCCCAAGCAGACGCUCAACCUCGAGCAGUCGGUCGCCGUGACGGGUGUCUUCAAGCCCCAGCAGGCCAUGGCCUCGGGCCGCAUCCCCGCGGCAAAGUCGGUGCACGUCUACCAGUAUCUCUCCAGCACCUACCUCGAGACGCUGGAGAGGGAGCUGCCAUACGUGCAAGGAGGCGACUCGCUCGCCGAGCGCGUCGACGACAUCAUGGAGCAGUUUGCCCGCGCCGCCGAGAACGCCAAUCAGUACCGACUCGCGCAGACGUGGAGAAUCCUGGCCUAUUCUAUGGCUCUCCUCCUGAACCGCCGCGCGCAGUACCACCUCGAGCUCAGAGUGGGACAGUUUCAAAAGAUGCACUCCGACGACGCCAAGGGUAGCGCAAGGCUCAAGGCUCCUGAGGCCGGCGGAAACAGCCACAGCAACGGCGAAGACACCCCCCGCCGGCCCUCGGUCCAACGGGGCAGCGUCGACGGCCGGAUGCCUUCCCGCUCGCUGCUGGCCGAGGAAAUCGAAAGCACGUCGAACGUGCCGACCCCCGUUGCCAGACCGGCCGACGCUGGGCUGCCAGACACGAGUGGCGGGAACGAUGACGGCGCGUACCAGUACGGCCGACGGCUCACGCCCAUUGUCGAGCCGGAGAGCCUGCACCUGGGGCCCGCCGCCCAUGGAUCAUACCAAGAAGAGGGCAUCAGCCCCCGGCACCGUCUCGACCCGGACCCCGUGUCAGGGGCGAGCAACGAGAGCAGCGACCCAUCCCAGCUGUCGAGCACCGAGGGAUACGACUUUUACGACACCGAUGUGCUGGCGAAAGCCAUCGACGUCCCCUUGCCGAAGAAGAGGAGUAUGGAGUGGGGGUCCCAGGACCAGACGCGUCGAGGACAAGACCCGAGGCAAGACUCGGGCGAGAGCUUCGGAAACAUGUUUUCAGUGUCGGACGGCACCAAACGCUCCGCGGCGAGGAGCUCGUCGAGCGGCGGCGCCUUUGCCCGGCCCAGCAUCAUGGCAAGGCAGGCAUCGGACACGGACAGGUCGAGCGCCGCGUCCAGCGUCGAGUACGACAGCCGGAUCCGCGGCGAGGCCGUGGGCGAGCAAGAAGCACCCACCGCAUCGCGGACCUACACGGCGCCCAGCAGGAACGGCGGGCACCAGGCGGCGGGCGCCAACACGCCCGAAGAAGUCUUUAUGAUUUCACAGACAACGGCCGACACGUAUCCCUCCCAGCCACUCUCAUCUGACGCCGACGCGUCCCCUGCCGACACGGAGUCACCAACCGCAGGCAACGCUGUUCCCGGCAUGGAAGUCACCCACGUCUCCAGUCCGCCGCCCGCCAAGCCAACGCCGGCGACGUCGACGUUGCCGAGACACGACCCGCGGCCUCACAUCGUCGAGAGCGACUACCUCCCCUGGGAUGACGACCCGCCGUACCCGCACCCACUGCAGCCGGACCGGGGCAAAGCGGUGCCGCCGCCGCCGCUGGACCCCAUCGCCCUGGUGACGCGGGCGCUGGCCUUUGAGACGCAGCGGUCGGCGCUCAACGCCUCGGCCAUGGUGCUCCUGCUUCGGCCGCUGGUGCCCCCAUCGGCCGUCGACGAGGCCCAGGCCAGCGCCGUCGUGCAGCAGCAGCACGCGCGCCUGACGCGCAUGGGCCUUUUUGUCGAGGCCGCGCUGCUGCGCAACCUGUGCGUCGGCGGCUGGCCCGCGGGGCUGCCCGACUGGGGCGCCGGCAGCGGCGGCGGCGGUGGUCCCUACGCGGCCAUCUUUUCACCGGCGCAGCAAGGCGUCAAGGUCGGUCUCGUGUGUCCCGACUGCCGCAAGCCACGCGAGGUGAACCCGGCGGCCGGUGCCGAGGCCGUGUGGACGUGCGAGCGCUGCCGGUGUGUCAUGGCGCCGUGUGCCGUGUGCGGCCACCGCGAGCUCGAACGACCGGCGCAGGUCCCCGACGAGAUUGUCGCCGCCGGUGCCGAUGGCGCCGACAACGGCGCCGCGUGGCUGUCCGAGUGGUGGUGCUGCCCCUGGUGCGCCCACGGCGGCCACGCCUCGUGCCUGCAGACGUGGCACGCCGCCGUCACGGCGUCACCCGACAAGGCAGCAGCAGCAGCAGCAGCUUCUUCAUCGCCCGCGGCCAAGUUCAGCGACGGCUGCUGUCCUCUCGAUGGGUGCGGCCACGCCUGCCUGCCGGGCAAGUACCGCGGCGAGACCAUGACGGCCCGCGCCGACGAGCACGCCCGCGCCGCCCUCGAGGCCGCGCGCGUCCGCGACGACCCGCUCCGCUCGCUGCCCGGGCCCGCUCCCGCUCCCGCCCCUGCGUCGGCCUCGGCGCAGACGCCGCCCCCGCCGCCUCCCACGCUUCUUCCUGCGCCUCUGUCUCUCCACCCGCCCGGCCCCGCCGCCGCUUCGUCUUCUUCGUCACACGCUCCGCUGCCCCCGUCUCCUCUCUCCCCGCUGUCCGUUCGCCACCCGCCGCCACAGCCUCAUCAUCAGCACCAGCAGCGCGCAUCCGCCGCCGCCGCCGCCCACGUACACGGCCCUGGCAGGCGCGCCAGCCCGCACGCCCGCGCGGCCAGCGUCCGCGGCGAUGCGCACGACGUGGUGCCCCAGAGCAAGGCCGUCGGCGCCGCGCGCGAGUCCCUGCUCUCUCGCGGCCCUGGCAGUGUGAGCGAGAGCGGCGGCGGCAUCCUCGGCUCAAGCCCCUCGUGCCGGCCCGCCAGCGCGCCGCUCGAUCGCGAGAGGCGCAAGAGCGUCAAGUUUGCGAGGCCCGAGGGGGGUUGA